AGAGGACAAAUAUGAACUGCCUCCCUGUGAGACUGCUCUGCCCCGCAGUCUGGCCCCUGUGCACCUCCCCGGCAUGGAGGAGGACUCUGAGUACCUGGAUCACUCUGGCCGGGUGGGCCCACUGCCAGCCCGACCUCAGCCCAUCAAGGGGAGAGGCCUUCUCUGCAGCCCCUCCUUCCCUAGCCGCCCCGCCGUGGGCUGCCCUUUCCCACUGAAGGUAGCAAUGAACCUGCGUGCAGCCAUGAAACAGGGCUCCGUCUCUGGGAGGCAAGAGCGGGAUGCAUUGUCCAGAGUGGUGCAGGGCCCUGCAAGGAACCCUGAUGAGAACAUCUACCUGGAGUGCGAGCCAGACACAGGACUCCCAGGAAGCCCAGGCCCUGCAGCUGUCUUCAGUCCUGCCCUGUCCCGCAUGGAUGUCCCCAACCGGUGUGGCCAAGCCCCACCUGCCCUCUCUGUUUCAGUCCCUGCUUUGACUUGGACUCUGAGCUCCCAAGUUCUGAUACCUCCAGUCCCCCUGCCAAGGACAUCUGUGGUGCCCAGGCCUACCGUAGUCCCCACCCCCAUGGAAGCUUGGAAUGGAGCAACAGAUGCCACCUCUAAAGCUGGGAGGAGACAGUCUCUUCUCUCCAGAGCUCCCACUUCGAACACCUCAGCUGCAGAGGAUAGAGGCCUUCUGGAUCAACCGUGGUAUUCGGGGAACUGUGACCGGCAUGCUGUUGAGACAGCCCUACUCCGCUUCCAAAAGGAUGGGGCCUACACAGUGAGGCCCAGCUCAGGGCCUCACAGCUCCCAGCCCUUCACUCUGGCCGUGCUCCUGCGAGGCCGGGUCUUCAACAUCCCCAUCAGGCAGCUGGAUGGUGGACGCCACUAUGCUCUGGGCCGGGAGGGCCGGCACCACGAGGAGCUCUUCUCCUCCGUGGCUGCCAUGAUCCAGCACCAUGCGAAGCACCCUUUGCCCCUGGUGGACAGACAUGGUGGCAGCAGAGGACUCACCUGUCUGCUCUUCCCCACCAAGCCCUGAGGGUCACAUCAAUGACACUGCUACUAUUCUGCUCCCCGGAGGUCAGCCACCAGGAAAGACUGGUCAGGGAGGAGAAGAUCCUGGGACCCCCACAAGCUCACACUGAGUCUGACAGCGCCCCUCGAGGCUCCAUCUCCAAGGCUGAGGACCCCAGAAAAGGCAGCACCUGCCUUUUUACUAGGGUCUGUCCAGCUGCCUUGGAUGAAGAAGGUGGUUGUCUGGAAAAGCUGGCCUGCCCAGGGAAGCUGUGCCUCAGGGGAUGCCACAACCACUGUGGCAGCAAAGGGAAUUCCUUACCUUCU
Fukomys damarensis (Damara mole-rat) is the source of this 1323-nucleotide messenger RNA. It is a transcript of the gene Sh2d6, whose product is annotated as SH2 domain containing 6. The record is from RefSeq and is a predicted model, not a curated record. The coding region runs from base 74 to 1021 and encodes 315 amino acids. The transcript is spliced from 12 exons. Gene Ontology annotation, biological process: cell surface receptor protein tyrosine kinase signaling pathway; intracellular signal transduction. Lineage: Eukaryota; Metazoa; Chordata; Mammalia; Rodentia; Bathyergidae. Gene Ontology annotation, cellular component: cytoplasm.